Molecule: messenger RNA, 1632 nt
Organism: Penicillium salamii
Lineage: Eukaryota; Fungi; Ascomycota; Eurotiomycetes; Eurotiales; Aspergillaceae
Source: the annotation of a GenBank genome assembly
AUGAAAUCCACCGAAGAUCGGGCCGCCACUUCGGCAUCUGAUUUCCCCCGAAGGGACCUCGAAUCUGCCUCCAGCACAGAACCCAAAUCGAACAUAACAUCGCGCUGGGAUGACUUCUCGAGGUUCCACCCGUCGAAUAUCCUCGCUCAUCCCGACAGCUUAUCACCGAAAAUGUCCCAAGAGGACUGGUCUGCUUAUGCGGAAGAUAUAUGGCACAAAUUCACGGUCGCGCUCACGCCGAGUUUCCUACAACACUUGGUAGGUGGCGAACCACCGACGACCUCGAAGCUCCAUGCCAUCGCCGCCCUAGAUGGUCUGCGCGGCUGGGCCUGCCUUCUCGUGUUCAACUUCCAUUUCCUAUUCACAUAUACCUGGAAGGUCGCAAUUGGAUGGGGAUUUGCGGGUGAAAACUUCGGGAUCCAUCAGCUGCCUAUUAUCCACAUGUUGAUAUCCGGUCACAUCAUGGUAGCCAUCUUCUUCGUGCUUUCGGGUUAUGUCUUGUCAUAUAAACCGCUCAAAACGAUCCGGAGCAGGUCCUUUGAUCAAACUUUCACUACGCUGGCAUCGGGGACGUUCCGCCGAGCCUUCCGCCUCUACAUACCUGCUUUUGCUGGCAUAUUUUGUGUUUUUGUGGCUGUUCGGCUGGGGCUGUAUAAUUACUCCCAUGCCGUUAUUAAAGAAGGCCACACCAUCCUUGGAACCAAUGAACAGCACCCGCGCGUGUUCAAGACAUUCUCGAAACAGAGUGACGACUUGUGGGACACAGUGGCCACAUUGUUGAAUCCAUUUGAUUACGCACUAUACUAUAACUACUACAAUCCGCACCUGUGGACGAUUCCUCUUGAGUUCCGCUCCUCGCUUAUUCUAUUUGUCGUCAUCAUGGGAACAUCGCGCUUGAUUGCACCUGUACGCAUGACACUAGUCUCCGGCUUGAUUUGGUUCUGCAUGCGCUAUGGACGCUGGGAAAUUGUUCUGUUCUUUUUUGGCAUGUUGAUGGCCGAGGUGGACCUCAUCAAUGGAACCUGGGAACAGACUGCGAAACAAGCCGCAGAUGACGAAAAGACAACAAUUCGCCUCGGUUCGAGUAAAACAACACUGAGGGUGUCUCGCCGGUGGCUAUGGAACUCCCUCUUCGUGGUGGGUCUAUAUUUCGGCUCUUGUCCUAACAUUGGCUUCAAAUGGACUCCUUUUUACAGGUGGUUGUGGCAUGUCACUCCAUACACAUACCCCGAGCCCCAUCGAUUCGCCCAGACUAUCGGUGCAGCUAUCAUCGUUUUCUCGAUCAACCACUCCCCAGACAUCCAAAGACUGUUAACCAACCCGCUUUCCCAAUAUCUUGGGAAAAUCUCAUUUGCAUUCUAUGUAGUUCAUGGCCCAAUCCUACAUUGUCUGGGCUAUGCCCUCAUGCCCAACAUUUGGAACAUCACUGGCAAAGAAACAAACUUCCAGUAUUGCCUUGGGUUCCUGAUUGGCUGGCUUAUGUGUCUCCCUGUCGCCAUCUGGCUGGGGGAUGUCUUCUGGCGAGCCGUCGACAUACCCAGUGUCAAGUUUGCGCGCUCGCUUGAAGACCGUUGGAUAUUCAGAGAUCCAGCACCGCGUCCUCCAACCCUGACAGUUUCCCACGUGGACUGA